Molecule: messenger RNA, 1884 nt
Organism: Alternaria hordeiaustralica
Lineage: Eukaryota; Fungi; Ascomycota; Dothideomycetes; Pleosporales; Pleosporaceae
Exons: 1
Coding region: 1-1884 (627 amino acids)
Biological process (GO): protein ubiquitination; negative regulation of gene expression via chromosomal CpG island methylation
Molecular function (GO): ubiquitin protein ligase activity
Source: RefSeq, a predicted model, not a curated record
AUGGCAGCGACCAAGAACGAAGUCCCCAAGUCCUCAGCAUGGCUGCUGGAGAAAGCCCAGAAUGCUGCGAAGGCGUCUGGUACCGGACCAGAAGCCGUCGCGAGGAUCCUACAAAAGACGAAGGAGCAGAAGGAAGCCAACAACGAGGAGCACAAGAGGAGGAUGAGUCUUCUCAGCAAGAAAAUGACGGAGCUGGGAGCGAAGCAUCAAAUGAACCCGUUCAAGAAUGCGGAGCAACCUGUCGCGGCGGACACCAUCGCCGUCACGCCCAAGAUCAUCAAGCCAGCGCAGCAGGGUUUAAAGCGUAAGCUUCCAACAUCUCCCGGUGCGAAGCCCGUCGAUCCGCCCGCUAAGAAAGCGAAGGUUCAAGACAGUCUCCAGCCUCGAGUUCAAGACAAGUCCAAGGCGAAGGAAGCCGUCUCCCAGAAGCCAAAAGACGACACCUCUAAUAAAGCAAAAGAGGGUGCUACAGAGCCGAGCAAGUCGAAGGUCCAAGUCCAGAUUCAAAAGAAGCCGCAGUCGAACGCCGACACGCAUAAAAAGCUAAAGGUUAAUACAAAGGAGCUGGGCAAGGCGCCGUCUAAGUCUGCGACUCCGACCCCGACUCAGAAGAAGCCACAGGAGAAGGAGACGAAUGAGCAGAUCGAUGUUCAGAGCUUGUGGAAGAUGAGGAAGCAGAGGGAGCCUCUGAAAGGCGAGAAGAAGGACCCUCUUGAGGACGAGCCAAAGAGUGCGACGUUUGCAGAAUCGUCGACUGCAGGCGCUUCACGGGAGCGGACGGCUGCUACAACUUCAAGGGCUGCAACGCCAGCAACACCGGCAACGCCAACAAACAACGCAGACUCGGAAAUCGUGCCGUCAAACGACCUCUUUGUCUCAGACGAUCCGGAAGACAAGUAUCCUAUUGCAAAGUCCCUCCCAGCAUGGUACACCUCCAUCACCAUCAAAGACCCGCGCAUGGAAGCCAUGACCAAAAAACGUCCCCUCGCCCUCGUUACCCUCCAAUCUCUCAAAGCCGCCCUAACCGACAGCGAGAAGCCCGGAAAAACCCCCUCAGAACUCGAAGCCCUCUACGACAAAAUCCGCGACCUAAUCCACAAAGCCGAAAUCGACCUACAAGUCAACACCGUCCUCCUCCGCAAAGCCAUGACCCUAAGCCCGGACUACGGUCUACCCCGCAUCUUCAAACCAGGCACAAAGUUCCCAUGGGAUCUAAAGGCGGACGCGUAUCAGUUGUAUAAGAGAUGGUAUAAGAACGAUUUGAAUCAGGAUAUACUGAGGGGAAUUGUGCCGCAUAAAGGAGAUAAUAGGACGAGUGAUCGUCUGGAUGAUACGUAUCGUGCCAAGUUUCCUACGACGGCGAAGUAUUAUGGGGAGGGCGAGUUGGUGCUCGGGCAGUGGUGGCCUACGCAGCUUUGUACUGUGCGCGAUGGGGCGCAUGGAUCUGCCCAAGGGGGGAUUUACGGGGAGCGCGAUAAAGGCGCUUACUCCAUCGUUCUCUCCGGUGGGAACCCGUACCACGAUGUCGAUAACGGGGAUACGAUUGAGUACUCUGGCACCGAAGGCCGCAACGCCACGCCUACGGAGAAUACCGCUCAUUUGAUCAAAUCCGCCGAGUUACUCAACCCCAUUCGCGUCAUUCGGUCUGCUCAGCUCAACAAGAAGAAUCCGUACCGCCCGGAACUGGGGCUCAGGUACGAUGGGCUUUACAUAGUCAGGGGGUAUACGUGCGUGGAUAGGGAGAAGGCUAUGUAUAGGUUUAGGCUGGAGAGGUGUGAGGGGCAGGAGGGGAUUCGCUGGCAGGGGAAGGGGAAGCGGCCGACGGAGUAUGAGUGUAGGGAGUUUAGGCGGUUGAAGGAUAAGGGUGUUGGUGUUGGUUGGUAG